Odontomachus brunneus is the source of this 921-nucleotide messenger RNA. It is a transcript of the gene Mlc1, whose product is annotated as myosin light chain alkali. The record is from RefSeq and is a predicted model, not a curated record. The transcript is spliced from 6 exons. Gene Ontology annotation, molecular function: calcium ion binding. Gene Ontology annotation, cellular component: muscle myosin complex. Bases 141 to 599 code for a protein of 152 amino acids. Lineage: Eukaryota; Metazoa; Arthropoda; Insecta; Hymenoptera; Formicidae.
AGGCUUCCUCUUCGUGAUUCUGCUAUGCCUUGAGCGCAGCGACAUCUGCAGAAAUAAAAUGAGUAAAUUUAGGAACACCCGGUACCACUCCCGGCUCAAACUCCGUUCGGUCAACAUCCAGUGGCAUCAGGCGAUCGACAAUGGCAGACCUCAGCAGCAAGGAUGUCGAAAGGGCAGAAUUCGCCUUCUCCAUCUACGACAACGACGGCACCAACGUCAUUGACGCCGUUGACCUUGGCAACGUCCUUCGUGCGUUGAACUUGAACCCGACGAAUGUCACCAUCGAGAAGCUGGGCGGCACGAAGAAGAAGGGCGAGAAGAAAAUGAAAAUCGACGAAUUCCUGCCCAUAUUCAGCCAAUGCAAAAAAGACAAGGACCAGGGAUGCUACGAGGACUUCCUUGAGUGCUUGAAACUGUAUGACAAGCAGGAGAAUGGAACCAUGCUCGGCGCAGAACUGUCUCACACGCUUCUGUCGCUUGGUGAACGUCUCACGGACCAAGAAUGCGACGUUGUGCUGAAGGACUGCAUGGACCCAGAGGACGACGACGGUUUCAUCCCCUAUGCCCCCUUCUUGAAGAAGAUGAUGGUGCUGUUGUAAGCGAUCGAGGUGUUAUCGAGACAAAUGAUCAUUCAUCCGUUCCUUCGUAAACUAUGUGAGAGGGCGACAGCGGGGCCUGAAAACUAAUGAACAACAAGAUCGGCCGUGCAAUCGGCAUCCAUCCGCCACGCUCCGCAUCGACGAAGGACACACAUUUGCCAUAUUCGUCACAUUCGCCACACUUUCUCAUCCCCCCGUUCGUUCAUCGCACGAUUACACGAGGACUCAUUUCACGAUUUGCAUGUGAAUCGCAAUCCAAUCUUGAAAUCAACAUCGUCGAGACGUCAACGACAUUUGACGCGGAAAGCGCAGCAGGAAAAAA